AUGCUGCAGUGGCUCCCCGGAAACGUCCAGGCACCGGAUUUGCUGUCCGUCCUCCAACGGGUUUACGAAUAUAAUCCGUAUUCGCUGGUCAUGAACGCUCUUGACGCCCCUGACGAUCAAUAUGACAAAGUGGAUGCCCUUACGAUUUCACUGGAGGAAGUGACCAUCGAACCACUCACUAGUGAUGUGGCGCAGAGGGUGCCUCCCGAACUUUGGUUGCGCAUAUUCGAGUUUGCUACAUUCGUUCCCGGAAUACUAGACGUCCAUGUUUACGAUCCCUUCGACUCGACUCGCGCCACCCUUCCGCUUUCAGAGUUUGACUGGGUCGAAUUAGCUCGCUCGGUCGCGACGCGAUGGUCCAUCGUCCGCGUCUCGAAGUUGUGGCACUCCUUUGGGCUGCCGUUCUUAUACGAGGUAAUUGCUCUACACGGCCACGAAGACAGAGUGCUUCAUCUACACGAGGCCCUUGUUAAUUCCAUCGAACGAGGUGACGAACGCCCGUUGGGAUCCCUCGUGCGCCACAUCGUUCUUGGUGGGCCCGUAUCAGACCAAUGCUUCGGAAGCCUACGAAACUGCGACCUGAUUCCGAGCAUCAUGGGCCAUACCAGCAACCUCGAUAUCCUGUCGAUUCAUCAUCAAUCUCGAAUAGACUCACUCUUACCUUCAUCUCUCCCUACGAUCCUCUCCUCCACGACCAUCCCUCUCUCCUUGAAGAAGAUCUACAUCCAUGCAGAUAUGUACCCCUAUCUCGCCAAAGGAUUCUCUCUCCCUCCGAGCCUUCACACCUUCGUCACCGGAGUGCACGAGCGCGCAAGCCAAGGCCUAUGUCCCGUCGACCUCCUCACACUUCCGAACCUUUCCUUCCUCGCCGUCGGUCCAUCUGCCUGUGCGGAGCACCAGCUCCUGUCCAACAGAAUCCACGCCGACGAUACUCUGGUCGCCCGCCCAGCUCUCACCCAAGCUCUCUUCGUUGGCCACGCGAUCACUAUGGCUCAUUUCCUCAGCGUUCAGGGCGAAUAUCUUACUACUGUCCAUCUCGACGUCCGGGUCAUGUACUCCAUGGAACUAGAGCGCAGCAUGGACCUCCUCGCAGACCAUUGCCCUCAUCUCACGCAUCUCAUCGUCUCGCACCUCGCGUAUGACAGGCGAGGAAUGCCGCCUUGUCUCGAUCUUCCGCCUACGAUUUCACAUCUGGGACUGGAGGGGUACUUUCCGUCGUCAGACGAUGGGGUCUUGGAGAGUCCGAGGACAAGAACGAGGGCGAGGAAUCAGGCGUCGGAGAAAUUGUUUAUGUGUCUGGGGAAGUCGAUGAUGCAGGUUCCGGGCUUGAAGGUCGUGCGGUUCUUCGAUGAUAUGGGUCCGGAGAGGUUGAAGGAGAUGGUGGAGAUGGGAGGCGGGGUGGCCGAGCUUUGGGGAGAGGGGAGAACGUUCAGGGUUGAAGAUAAGGAGGGAAAUGAAAUGUCGAUAUAUGCUAUUUAG
Stereum hirsutum FP-91666 SS1 is the source of this 1479-nucleotide messenger RNA. RefSeq lists its product as uncharacterized. The transcript is spliced from 2 exons. The coding region runs from base 1 to 1479 and encodes 492 amino acids. The record is from RefSeq and is a predicted model, not a curated record. Lineage: Eukaryota; Fungi; Basidiomycota; Agaricomycetes; Russulales; Stereaceae.